Messenger RNA from Aspergillus aculeatus ATCC 16872, 1708 nucleotides. Its product is annotated as putative DnaJ domain protein. The record is from RefSeq and is a predicted model, not a curated record. Gene Ontology annotation, cellular component: cytoplasm. Gene Ontology annotation, molecular function: Hsp70 protein binding. The coding region runs from base 328 to 1590 and encodes 420 amino acids. Lineage: Eukaryota; Fungi; Ascomycota; Eurotiomycetes; Eurotiales; Aspergillaceae. Gene Ontology annotation, biological process: protein refolding. The transcript has 2 exons.
UGCCUCGCUGCUUGAGAUCUUGACUGAUCUUGAGGGACCUGUCAAUUGCCCUCGUGGCGUUUACUUUAGACCUUCUUUUGUCACUUUAUUCCUUCCGUCCACGUUCGCACAAGUUGCGAGGUAAUUCCGACUGCUAUACUCCGCAGUUUUGGCUGUGGGCUAUCGCAAACCGCCAGCAAACCAAAGACUACAUACGUACCAUACAUCCUCUCACACACCCCACUUCUGGUCGCCAAAACAAUCACCACCACCAGAAAAACACAUCAAUACAUUUUUUAACAAAGAUCGAAACGAAGAAAGCAUCACCCAUCAACCAUGCUCCCCACAAUGCGCACCCUCUUCAUCCUCGUGGCCCUGACCCUCUGUCUGGUGCAACUCGCCCUCGCAGCCGACGACUACUACAAGACUUUGGGGCUGGACAAAUCCGCCUCGGAGAAGGACAUCAAGCGCGCCUACCGGACCUUAAGCAAGAAGUUCCAUCCGGAUAAGAACCCAGGCGACGACACCGCGCGCGAGAAAUUCGUGCUCAUCGCCGAAGCCUACGACAUCCUCUCGACCCCCACCACGCGCAAGAUCUACGACCAGUACGGGCACGAAGGGAUCGAGCAGCACCGACAAGGCGGGAGCGCCGGGGGCGGCCGGCGCGGGGGCAACGACCCCUUCGACCUAUUCUCGCGGUUUUUCGGGGGCGGGGGCCAUUUCGGGCACGCGCCGGGCCACCGCCGGGGUCCGGAUAUGGAGCUGAAGGUGGGGUUGCCGCUGCGCGAUUUCUAUAACGGGCGGGAGGUGUCGUUCGGGGUGGAGAAGCAGCAGAUCUGUGAUGCGUGCGAGGGGACGGGAUCGGCGGAUCGGGAGGUGGUGACGUGCGACAAGUGCGCGGGCCGCGGGGUGGUGAUCCAGAAGCAUCAGCUGGCUCCGGGGAUGUUUCAGCAGGUGCAGAUGCAUUGUGAUAAGUGCGGGGGGCAGGGGAAGAUGGUGAAGCGGCCGUGUCCCGUGUGUCAGGGCCAGCGGGUGGUGAGGAAGGAGGUGGAGACGUUUGCGACGAUCGAGCCGGGGAUGGGCAAAGGGACGCGGAUUGUGUUUGAGAAUGAGGCUGAUGAGAGCCCUGAUUGGAUUGCGGGCGAUUUGGUGCUGAUUCUGGAGGAGCGCGAGCCGGAGUUUGUGGCUGAGGGGACGGAUGGCACGUUCUUCCGCCGGAAGGGCAGGGAUCUGUUCUGGAAGGAGGCGCUGUCGCUGCGCGAGGCCUGGAUGGGCGAGUGGACCCGGAAUAUUACCCAUUUGGAUGGCCAUGUUGUGCAGGUGGGCCGGACAAGGGGCCAGGUUGUGCAGCCCCUGGCUGUGGAGACCGUCAAGGGCGAGGGCAUGCCCUUCUACUCCGAGGGCCAUCUGCAUGAGUCCGACGAUGAGGAUGAGAGCCCCGGCGAUUUGUAUAUCGAGUACACCGUCAUCCUGCCGGAUGAGAUGGAGAGCGGCAUGGAGAAGGACUUCUUUGCCCUGUGGGAGAAGUGGCGCAAGAAGAACGGCGUCGUGCUCGAUCAGGACAGCGGCCGUCCCGUGUCUCAGCCUCGUGUUGUGAAGGAUGAGUUAUAAUAUCUUUUGGUCCAAAAUGAUUUGCGCCAAGUUGCUCGCAUGGAUCAAGUUACCAAGCACAUGCUCUACUUUUCUUCCUUCGGGCGGUGCGCUAGAUAGACAAUCCAAUAGAACACAU